AUGAAUCAAUUGACGAAGAGUUUAGCCUGUGAGUGGGGAAAGGAUAACAUCCAUGUUAAUACAUUAGCACCGAGGCUCGUAGAUACCUCACUUGUGGAUGCAGUGUUUGCCUUGCUCUUUCUAGUUGAAGCCAUGAAAUCACAUAACCUGGAGCCUGCUCUGAAUUGGGCUUCCACCAACAAGGAACAACUUAUUCAAAGUGGAUCUGACAUUGAACUGAAGUUUCAUCACCGUCAGUUUGUAGAGAUCUUGCAACACAACGGCAGAGAUGAAGCUCUGCAGUAUGCUAGAACAUUUUUUGCUCCUUAUGCUUCCAGUGACUUGUCUUUUACGGGCUGA
Fraxinus pennsylvanica is the source of this 339-nucleotide messenger RNA. The record is from the annotation of a GenBank genome assembly. NCBI's taxonomy places the organism in Eukaryota, Viridiplantae, Streptophyta, Magnoliopsida, Lamiales, Oleaceae.